Molecule: messenger RNA, 2232 nt
Organism: Acanthamoeba castellanii str. Neff
Lineage: Eukaryota; Discosea; Longamoebia; Acanthamoebidae
Exons: 13
Coding region: 1-2232 (743 amino acids)
Source: RefSeq, a predicted model, not a curated record
AUGGGAUGGAGGAUAGGCUCGACCGGGCAGAACGUCAACCACAACGUGCCAAUCACCCCAAAGGCCAAAACCAAGAAGCACUCGACUGAUGUCGUGAAGCUACACAUGGUGAAGCUGAAGGAUACACGCAACUUCAUACAAGAGGUCCAGACCAAGAUCGACAAGUUCACUCGCAGCAACUCCAAGACGAUGUACCACGCGCGUUCCCUGGCCGAAGUGUUCGAGAAGGGAACCACCUUGGUCGCCGAGAACGAGGCCGAGCUCGCGAGUUGUCUGACCUCGGCCAGCAAGCUGCUCCAACGCAUCGGCGACAUGCACGCCGAAUUCUGCGAAGAGUUGACGAAACUGGUCACCAGCACCACCAUGCGGGAGGAGUACGAAGAGGCCAAGAGGGAGAAAAAGAAGUACGACAAAUCUCGAGCCAACUACGACGCAGCGGUGCUCAAGGUGCGGUCGAUCAACGCCAAGAAGGGUCAGGUGAAUCUUGAGAAGCUCGCUGAGGCCGAAGACGAGCGCGACCGCCUGAAGGAGGUGUUGAUGCUGGAGCAGGUGCAAACGGGCAUCCGGCUACAGCACACCCUGGUGAAGGGCCUCAUGAACACGGCCGAGCUCGUGUGGGCGUUCGCCCAGACCAUGGACUCGCACUACCAGAACUGCGCCAACCAACUGGUCUCCUCCGUGCCCGACAUCCAGGCGUCCAAACAUCGCCUCCAGACUCAGGUGCCCACCGCCACCGCCCCCGUAGCCGCCCCGCCGCCCCACGCGCCAGCGGUGACGGUGAGCGAUACGUUCGACCACCUCCCGGAGUACUCGGGUUCGAUGUCGGCCGACGCCAUACCGGAGGUCUCGGUGACGUCCGUCGACAAGCCGGCGGGCCAGGAGCCCUCCUCGCCCAACCUCCCGCACCGGAAGACGAAGGACUACUACAAGUUCUAUCGGCGCUCCGUGGAGAUCAAGCCUGGGUUGCUGGCCGCAUCGGCUCCGAUCACCCGCGCUGGCUCGGGCUCGUUUUCCACCACCCUGUCGCCGGUCCAGCCCGCCGCUGCGCCGCCCGUGGCCAAGUCCUCCCCGCCCUCGCCCUCGCCCUCGCCCUCGCCCUCUCACGCGCCCUCGCCCACCUCUCCCGUCCUGCCCCGAAACCAGCAUGAACGCCUCAACAAGAUGACACGCCAGCGGAGCUUCACGUCGGGUUCCGUGCCGCAGCGCAUCGCUGAGCAGCCUGAUAUGCUGCGCUACGGCCCGACCACCGGCAAUGGAGGCGGGUCGGCCCUCCAGCUGCGUCGCACCUCAGCGCGACAGCUCAAGACCCCGCUGGGCUCGAGUUCGAGUCCGGCCACGCCCUCCGUGGCGCGCAUUCCGCCGCGUCCGCUCGAACUGCCGCCCGAUGUGGCCUCACUCGGCCUGCUGCCGAGCGGCUCAGCGCGCCUCCAAGUCCGGCCUCGCAAGGCGAUCACCGUCUCGGGUGGCAACGCCCCACUAUUGCUCAAUCACCCCGCCCUCGCCAACACCAACGCCAGCGCCAGUGCGAAUGGCGACAGCAGCGAAGAUGGCGGCAGCGACGACAACGACAGCAGCAGCGGCUCGGGCACGACGCGCAAGCACUCGCAGCUGCGCAGCAGCGGCAAGAGUCGGCUGCGAAACAAGUCGACGCUCGGUUUCGGCCUCGUGGCCUCGAGCCGAUCGGGGAGCGCGAUCGAGCGCGACGCCAGUGGCAGCGACCGGGACAGGGACACAGAGGAGGAGGAGCGGGACCAGCAGAGCGGCAACGAGCCGGCCACGGACACGGCCGACGAGGAGGGGGUCGACCAGGAGGCCGAGAAGGAGUGGCUCGACAGUUUCGACGACAUCCCGCCCUACGACCCCAACGACUACGAUGACUCGGACGACGUCGGCGAAGUCGAUUCCAUGGCGUCGUCAAGGGAGUUGACGUCGUUGGGACCCGACGGCGCUCUGUCCAGCUCCCCGCAGUCUGGUGAAUUCUUCCUCCCGCCGAACCAUCGCAAGGGCGCAUUCCUGUUCCACGCCAUUCGGAAGAAGAGAAAGCGACACUCGAAGAAGGUCACCCUCAUCAUCGACGUACCGCAGGUGACGAGGCCAUCGGGGAGUCGCAAGAAGCUCCAUCUGCUGUGGAAGCUCAAGGAGGUGCCCGAGAAGUUCAUCUUCCACAGCUCGGCCGAGGGCGAGCGCUUCUACCAGGCCUUCUGGGCCGCCAAGAUCCCGCGCGUGCGCUAA